Molecule: messenger RNA, 1706 nt
Organism: Cicer arietinum (chickpea)
Lineage: Eukaryota; Viridiplantae; Streptophyta; Magnoliopsida; Fabales; Fabaceae
Product: nuclear transcription factor Y subunit A-1
Biological process (GO): regulation of DNA-templated transcription
Cellular component (GO): CCAAT-binding factor complex
Molecular function (GO): DNA binding; DNA-binding transcription factor activity
Source: RefSeq, a predicted model, not a curated record
UGGUGUUAUUAAUUUCUGAAGUUUUUUUUUACUCAUUAAUUUCUGAAGCUAAAUUGAGAGAACACUGUGUUUCUGUGUGUACGCGUGAGAGAGAGAAAGAGAGAGGGAGAGGAAUCGGAUUAGCCCCUUUGAAUUUUCAUUCAGAAUCAAAGGACUCAAAAUCUAGGGUUUUUUUUUGUUCUUCCUCAGGGAUCUGAGGAUAUGCAGUCGAAGUCUGAAACUGCUAAUCAACUGAGUUCGGAUCCCCAUUCAUUUCAGCCUGGUGGUGUUUAUUCUGAACCUUGGUGGCGUGGUGUUGGAUACAAUCCUGUGGCUCAAACAAUGUCUGGGGCCAAUUCAUCCUCUCUUGAUUGCCCUAAUGGUGAUUCAGAAUCCAACGAGGAAGGCCAAUCUUUGUCCAAUAGUGGGAUGAAUGAGGAAGAUGACGAUGCUGCUAAGGAUUCACAGCCUGCUGCUCCUAAUCAACCAGGAAAUUAUGGGCAAGAACAACAAGGAAUGCAGCACACUGCAUCAUCUGCACCUUCCGUGCGCGAAGAAGGUCUCACACAAACUCCUCAGCUGGAACUUGUUGGUCACUCAAUUGCAUGUGCUACAAAUCCGUAUCAGGAUCCAUAUUAUGGGGGCAUGAUGGCAGCUUAUGGUCACCAGCCGUUGGGAUAUCCUCCUUUUAUAGGAAUGCCUCAUGCCAGAAUGCCUUUGCCCCUCGAGAUGGCUCAAGAACCUGUUUAUGUGAAUGCCAAACAGUACCAAGGAAUUCUGAGGCGAAGACAAGCUCGUGCUAAAGCAGAACUUGAAAGGAAGCUCAUAAAAUCUCGAAAGCCAUAUCUUCAUGAAUCUAGACAUCAGCAUGCUAUGAGAAGGGCAAGAGGUACUGGAGGUCGAUUUGCAAAGAAAACUGACGCCGAGGCCUCAAACAACUCAGGAAAGGAUAAGGAUAAUGGCUCUGGUCCCGUCAUGUCUUCACAGUCAAUAAGUUCGUCUGGUUCAGAACCUUUUCCUUCGGACUCUGCUGAAACCUGGAACUCUCCCAACGUGCGACAAAAUGCAAGAGCAUCGAAUGAAAACGGAGGCAGCGGCUCCUACCAUAAUAAUAACAACGGUAUGCAAUCUUCAAGGUAUCAUGGUGAAAGAGUGGAUGAAGGGGACUGUUCAGGGCAGUUACGUGGAAGCAUCUCCUCGAAGGAGGCAUCACAGAGGCGUCUUGCUAUUCAGUAGACCCCCUCGUGCAUGGGGGGUAUAGAUGCUGAGGUUGGUUUUGUAUCCUAGUGAUAUAUUUGGUGACUAAAUACCUUACCUUGGUUAUCUGUGAACAUUCUUGGCGAUAUAUACGCCAAGCGGCAAAUCAUUCUUGGCUGUUGUACUUGUGUUUAUGGUGUGAAUGAUAUAAUAUGGGGGGUGGGGAGAAGAAUGAUGAUUGGGGUAUGUGAUUUCUCUUGAAGUCUCAAUCAAUCCUUCAUUCUAUUCUCAUUUUUGAAUUUUGUACAGAGUUUUAGUGGGUAGAAUCAACUUCAGCUGAUGAUAUGGAUGGAUAUGGUCUGGUCAGAAGACACUAUGGAGAGAAACAAACAAACUCUUUUGAUUUGAUGUACCAACUCUCUUUGUUUGAUGGGUUUUUAAUUUUGUGUAUAACUCAACCUGUUGAUUGUUAAUGUUAACAUGGGACAUCAUUAUUAUAAGAGAAUCAAACAUGCAUCUAGUUCUGGUCA